CGUCUUUAUAAAGUUGACACAUGUUGAUAUGAUUCUCUUCUUGUCUACGCAGUUCGUACCGUAACAAUUUAAACAGAGAAAGUACUUUUUGCGGCUUGAAGACAAGUCGGAAACAGUGGAGGAAGGAACAGUGUCAUAUGUAGAGUGUGAAAGUGUCGUAUAAUUGUAGCUGGAAAAAUGGCGUCUUUCUGUUCUAGAGGACUUAGGAUUUGUAGUCGACAGCUGUUGAACAGUCAAGCAAGGAAUUUUUCUAAGUUUCCGACAAAGAUGAGAGCUUACAGCUGGGCAGCAACCUUUGCCAAAACGCAACGCCAAGAUCAGCAGGUGACAGUGUCUGCAGUUAAAGUGAAUCAGCCUGACACCGUACAUGUGGAAUUCAGUGACAAUAUGUCUUGCUGUUUUAAAAAUAUAUGGCUAAGAGACAACUGUCAAUGUCCAGAAUGUAUUCAUCCUCAGACACUUCAGAAGAUUGUUGAUACUGUGAACUUAGAUCUCGGAACGCGACCAAAAAAUGUCGGGGUUAAUGAAACGGGACAAGUGGAGGUGGAAUGGAUAUCUUCUGAUGGAAGUUCAACUCACAAAAGUGCUUAUGAUAUCAAAUGGCUGUAUGAGUAUUCCAAAUGUUUUCGCGAUUCGGCCAAUAUUUGUCGCUACAUCCACCCGUCAGUAGAGUACUGGAAUCUUAACACAUUCCCCACUGGGAAACCACCUACCAUCCAAUAUGAGGAUUUUAUGGAAACUGACGAAGGUUUGAAGGCUUUUCUGGAAGCAAUGAUUAAAUAUGGCAUUGCUUUGAUUAAAGGAACGCCCACAACAGAAGAAGGAAUAAUAAAAACCACAGAACGUUUUAGUUUUGUAACACCCACCAUGUACGGAAAAAGCUUCAAUGUCAAGUUUAUACCUACCGACCCACGUCUUCAUCUUGCCUAUACUGGAUUUGCUUUGGAACAACAUACAGAUCUUCCCUAUAAGGAAAAAUCACCUGGGAUCCAGAUACUUCACUGUAUAAACUCCUCGCUAGUAGCAGGUACGCACGAAGCAGGAGGAAUGUCUGUUUUCAAUGACGGUUACUACGCUGCCAAUUGGCUGAAGGAGAACCACCCAGAAUAUUUUCACAUUCUCUCUACUAUUCCAAUCACAGCGUAUGUAAGUAUGAAUUCAGUAGCAAGGUGUACUUUCAGAGAUGUUUUUCGAAGACCAGCAUUUUCUUGUUUGAAAUUUUACAAGUUACAGCUAUGGCAUUUAAAAAUUGUCAUGUUUUGAUCUUGACAUUUCACA
Messenger RNA from Limulus polyphemus (Atlantic horseshoe crab), 1278 nucleotides. Its product is annotated as trimethyllysine dioxygenase, mitochondrial-like. The record is from RefSeq and is a predicted model, not a curated record. Lineage: Eukaryota; Metazoa; Arthropoda; Merostomata; Xiphosura; Limulidae. Gene Ontology annotation, biological process: carnitine biosynthetic process. The transcript is spliced from 8 exons. Gene Ontology annotation, molecular function: oxidoreductase activity. Gene Ontology annotation, cellular component: mitochondrion. Bases 178 to 1263 code for a protein of 361 amino acids.